AUGGUGAUUGCCCAGCGCAGCCUCCGCGUCGUCCUCGCGUGCGCGCUCGCGCUUCUCGCGCUCGCCUGCACCGCGCGCGCGCACGCACCGGUGCUGCCGAACCUCCCGAACCUCCCUCCGAACCUGCACGCCGCGCUGUCGACCGUGGACGUGUCGAAAUGUCCCGAGCACAAGAGCGGACAUCGUCGCGCCAACACCGCCGGGAACGCGCACCUGAAGCGCGGCGCGCACGACACCGCGCUCGCGUGCUACGUCGCCGCGCUGUCGUCCAAGAUGAAUUUCCCGCCCGCGCUGUACGGAGUGGGAGAGACGUUCGCGAGGCGCGCGCCGGGCGGAUUUGAGCUCGCGCGAGAGAGUUUCGAGCUCGCGCUUCGACACUGGCCAGAAUACGCGGACGCGGCGAUCGCGCUUGGUGAUCUGUGGAGCGCGGUUCGGGGAGAUCGAGCGCGAGCGGAGACGUAUUACGCGCGCGCGACAAAGGCGAAACCGGGAGAUGCGCUGUCGUGGGAAGCGUUGGCGUCGAAUCAAUACGAGGAUGGACGAUUGGACGACGCGUUGGCGUCGUACAACGAGGCGUUGAAUGCGGUUCGACAAGCGCCUGGAUUGUAUUUUAGUCGAGGAAAGGUGCAUCGCGCGAAGAAGGAUUACGGCGCGUGCGUCGAGGACGCGCAACAGGCGCUGAAGCUAGCGGAGAACUUUGGACAGGCGUAUCAUUUAUUGGCAACGUGCGAGGAAAAGUUGCUCGGCGCCGCGGCACUUGAAGUGGAUGCGCACUACCGCGCGGCGAUCGAACACGAACCCGAAUUCGCGGACCACUUUUUGGACUUUGUGCAUUUCAUUUAUCGCAACGACGAAUCGCGCCUGAAGGAGGCGCGAGAAAUCUUGAGCAAAGCGCACGCGUCGAUGGAGGACAACGGCGAACGCGCCAAGCUCGAGCGAGGCACGCGAGAGUUUGAAGAAUUUGCGUCGCGCAGGGCGCACGAUAACAGCGAGCUUUAA
Messenger RNA from Ostreococcus lucimarinus CCE9901, 999 nucleotides. RefSeq lists its product with no specific name. NCBI's taxonomy places the organism in Eukaryota, Viridiplantae, Chlorophyta, Mamiellophyceae, Mamiellales, Bathycoccaceae. Gene Ontology annotation, molecular function: protein binding. The coding region runs from base 1 to 999 and encodes 332 amino acids. The transcript has a single exon. The record is from RefSeq and is a predicted model, not a curated record.